CGAGCCGCGCCAUGGAUCUAUGAAGACCCUCAUGCCCGGAGUCGGCAGGACUGGAGCAAACUUUCCCAGCGAUCCCGUGUCCGGCGCUCCCCGGCCCUCGACUCGACGCCCCGGCGGCCCCGGCGGCCGGCGCUGCCCGCGAUGGUGGCCGGGCCGCUGGGCGGCGGCGGCGGGGCCCGCGCGGGGCCCGGGCCGGGGGCCCUGCUGUGCGUGCUGGCGCUGCUGCAGCUGCUGAGCUCGGCGCCGCGGGGCGCGGGGCUGGCGCACGGCCGGCGGCUCAUCUGCUGGCAGGCGCUGCUGCAGUGCCAGGGCGAGCCGGAGUGCAGCUACGCCUACAACCAGUACGCCGAGGCGUGCGCGCCCGUGUUGGCGCAGCGCGUGGGGGCCCACGCGCCGGCCGCCUUCCCGGCCCCGGACGCCGCCUUCCCGCCGCGCUGGCGCUGCCCGAGCCACUGCAUCUCGGCGCUCAUUCAGCUCAACCACACGCGGCGCGGGCCCGCCCUGGAGGACUGUGACUGCGCGCAGGACGAGAAUUGCAGGUCCACCAAGCGCGCCAUCGAGCCGUGCCUGCCCCGGAGCGCGGGCGGCGCGGGCGGCGGCGCGGGCGGCGUGAUGGGCUGCACCGAGGCUCGGCGGCGCUGCGACCGCGACAGCCGCUGCAGCCUGGCGCUCGGCCGCUACCUGGCCUAUUGCGGCAAGCUCUUCAACGGGCUGCGCUGCACCGACGAAUGCCGCGCCGUCAUCGAGGACAUGCUGGCCGUGCCCAAGGCGGCGCUGCUCAACGACUGCGUGUGCGACGGCCUGGAGCGGCCGAUCUGUGAGUCGGUCAAGGAGAACAUGGCCCGGCUCUGCUUCGGCGCCGAGCUGGGCCACGGCCCAGGCAGCAGCGGCUCGGACGGCGGCCCGGACGACUACUACGACGAGGAAUACGACGAGGAGCCGCGCGCCGGGGGAGCGGGCGGGGAGCCGCCGCCGGACGACGAUGACGACGGCGGCACGGGGGCUCGGGGCGACCCGCCCCACGGCCCGGGCCGCAGGAGUGGCGGCGGCGGCGCCCCCAGAGCAGCCGGGGUGUCGGGGGUCUCCGUCGUGCUGCUGCUGUUGGCCCCGCUGCUCCUCUAGCCCGCGCCGCCCGCGAACGCACCUGCGCCUUGGACCGGGUGCUGAGGCUCGGGUCGUUUCCCACGCGUUCUGUCCGGAGACUCGCCUGGAGUGCGGGGCCCUGCCUCGACACCCUGCUCUUCCGGGCUCCCG
Messenger RNA from Sorex araneus (European shrew), 1254 nucleotides. RefSeq names its product growth arrest specific 1 (gene GAS1). The record is from RefSeq and is a predicted model, not a curated record. Gene Ontology annotation, cellular component: plasma membrane. Gene Ontology annotation, biological process: negative regulation of mitotic cell cycle. Bases 142 to 1122 code for a protein of 326 amino acids. The transcript has a single exon. Lineage: Eukaryota; Metazoa; Chordata; Mammalia; Eulipotyphla; Soricidae.